UGGCUGUGGUUUACUGUUUUGUGUAGCAGGGGUGGUUUGGGGGCUGUUGGUUCAGGGUAGCUGGCUCGUGCCUUACAAAGCUGCGCCACACCAUUUCUCGCAGCUGGCAUGUCCGUCCAACACCACAGUCAAUUCAGGCUACUCCUGGGACAGCUCGCUGCUCCGCCAGUCUGAGUAAAGGAGAUUGCGACAAGAGUUGACAUGACACUAUCUUUAUGGCAUUCAAAGCAAUGAACCAACAACGAAGCCGCAAGCAACGAGUAGACCUUCAGGGGCCUCGAGUUGAUAGCUUUCUCUAUGAUGAAUCCGGUUUCCAGAUUCUAGCCUACUUAGAGCGCUCUAUCAUGUACAGCAUGCCGCUGGCAUUUUUUGCACCAGACGUUAUUUUCUACUACAGCGAGCAUCUUCAACGAGCUAUUUCCGUGGCUGAGAUCGACAGCAAGCUACAUCUUUUCUGGUCCCAUUGGCACUCCGUGGAUGACACGCCGUCGGAAUGGAGAAAAAUCUACCAAUUAGGACUUAAAGGCCUGCCAAAACUCGACGAAGAAUGGAAGGAAUGGGUAAGGGCAAGAGCAAUUGUGUUAAAAGAUGCUGCUGAAGGGGCUCCACGGCGGUUGAGAAGUGCCUCAGCGCUUCCGCGGAGCCUCCUUAAUCAAGGCAAACACCCAUCAAAGAGCCCGGCCGGGGAUCGUAGUGACAGUCCAGUCCAAAAUACUGGGAAUUAUAUUGGAUCUCCAACACAACGAAAAAGAAUGAGGAUUUAUACUACAUCGAAUUCUCGAAAAACCCCGAAUUCUCCGACCUCUGAACGAUCAUUGUCAAAACGAAAGCUCCAAGCGUACGCCCAGCAGCAUAACGAUGAUGUCACCGAGAUAAAAAGCGAACUGGUAUCAAGUAACCGCUCGUCCCCAUCAGUACAACUCCGCAGCAACAUUAAACAGAGCCGCCUCUCUCAGAUGAUGUCAGAACUAGACGACUUGAGAGACGAAAGAGCUCGAGCUGUGUUGAUAUUAGAUACGACGAGGGACGAGAACGCCCAGUUGAUGGUAGAGCUAAACAACUUGAGAGACCAAACAGCCCAGUUGAAGAAAGAGUUGGAUGACUUGAAAGAUGAAAAAGCAGAGGAUACUCGAUAUUGGGAAAGGAAGUAUCAGAAGACCAAACAGCGACGAAAUACUCUCAAACGGCGAAAUAAGAACAUGCAAGCAGAACAUAGCAUAGGUCAGAACGAGGCAAGCGAGACGAACUUAAAGCUUCGCGCCGAGAACGACAGCCUCCAGGAAUCGCUAGACAGCUACAAGGCCACAUCCCGGUUUGCUGGGGAGGGAUUUGUCCACGAUUUUCGGGAAAAGAAUUUGCGAAAAGUUAUUGAGCAUAUAGAUUUGCUCUUACUGAAGCUCAAUAAAGUCUUACAAGGACAAGACGGUUUAUUUUUUGCUGAGAAACUGUCCGACGUUAACGGUAUUGACAUUAUAGCACUGUUCAAAAGGGGGUUUGGCUUAGACCUUAGUGCCAACAACUCUAGCGGAGGCACUAUUACUCUUAUUGAGAUUUGCGCGACUAAGUUACGGUCAGUUGUUCUAUGCUUAGUUUCCGCAGCGCUCUGUACUUGGGUGUUUGAGGCUGAAGUUGGAGCACUUUUCCAAGAGAGUGGCCUUGUUUACUCAAAACUCAAAAGUCUUCUUGCUGCACAAGACAGGAAACUCACAAACUGCUUUGAAUUUGCUGCUCAUGAAAGGUGCAUUAGCGACCCAUAUUUUCACGACAUAAUAAUCCCGAGAAGAGCGAGGCAGCUUGCUCGGAGGAUUAUAGGGUGCGCAAUGCCUCUGAUAGAAUUGCAUAGAGACCUAAACGAAGACUGUGCAGCCAUUGCAGAUGAAUGGAUUGAAGCCGACCAGCAGCUAACUGAAAUAUUUAAACAGGCACUGUACGCAAAAGUUAGGCUCUUACUAAGCACUGAUAUAUAUGAGUGUGCCCUUCAUGUGCCUGGGACACCCUUUGAUAGGAACCGUAUGAUGAGCAAAAUUGAGGGGGCUGUUCGUGACACCAAAAUCGAGAAGGACAGAGUGGUGGAUAUCACGAUAUUUCCGGGCCUUAUCCGGUAUACUUCUAAAGACGAAGGAUUCAAUUAUAACCGUUUUCUGGUUAACAAGUCAGCUCCUGAAGGAGCUAGAGCUAAGGUUCUGAUAAGGGCGGAAGUUUUGACAAAAUAGAAUGAAUUUUGAAGAAAGACGCAGAAACUUAAUUACACUUGUAAAUCAUAACAGCCUUGUAGCCUUGUCUCAUGCACCAACUAGGUUUACCGGACCGAAUAGGCUAAACAACGGGUUAAACAGGAGGCUAUGCGAGAGGCUAGGGAAAUAGCUGCGGUGUACUUUGAGAAAGAACCUUUAGUCAUGGUGGCUAUGCUCUCGCAUGCGCAUCCAUGGUUUGCGAGGGCCUUAUAAACCCCAGAGAAUUUCACA
Messenger RNA from Pseudogymnoascus verrucosus, 2465 nucleotides. RefSeq lists its product as uncharacterized. Bases 216 to 2213 code for a protein of 665 amino acids. The transcript has 4 exons. Lineage: Eukaryota; Fungi; Ascomycota; Leotiomycetes; Thelebolales; Thelebolaceae. The record is from RefSeq and is a predicted model, not a curated record.